Molecule: messenger RNA, 4867 nt
Organism: Rhinopithecus roxellana (golden snub-nosed monkey)
Lineage: Eukaryota; Metazoa; Chordata; Mammalia; Primates; Cercopithecidae
Gene: VPS54
Product: VPS54 subunit of GARP complex
Exons: 24
Coding region: 671-3604 (977 amino acids)
Biological process (GO): retrograde transport, endosome to Golgi; Golgi to vacuole transport
Cellular component (GO): GARP complex
Molecular function (GO): syntaxin binding
Source: RefSeq, a predicted model, not a curated record
CCCCCGGCCCGGGCCGCGGCCCUCCCGCCCCGGCGGAGCCGCGCGGUGGAUUGUGGGCUGGGGGCUGCGGCGGCCUCCGGCGCUGUCUCCCCGCACCCGACCGGGCCAAGCCGGCUGGGCCGGCAGGGUGAGGGAAAGCAGUGGAGCCGGGAGCAGAAGCACUAGAGGCAGUGGUCGUGGCGCGGCGGCGGCGGCUCCCCUGGAGGCCGGGGAUGUGGGAGAGGCGGCGGCAGCAGCGGCGGAGGCGGCGCUGCGGACCCGGGGGAGACUGCUGGCUGACAGGACACCCGGGAGAGACGUGAGGUAGCCGCCGCUGCCGCCUCUCACCCUCGAGUGGAGCUGGGCUCGAGAGGGCGGCCCUGUGCUCCCCGGGCCGACUGGCCAGCGGGCGCGGGGCGGGAAGCCGGGCUCGGGCCCGGCCGGGCGCCGGGCGGCGGCGGCCGUGGAGCAGCAGCCUCGGUGCGACGUGGAGGGCUGGAGGCGGCGGCGAUGCACUAGGCCUCGCUCAGGGCGGCUGCCCCGGGACCCGCAGAUCUUGGGGUACAGAGCAAGAUGGUGAACUAGAAGGCUCCACUGGAUGUCCCCCUCCACAGGAACACCAAAUUUAACAACUACACACAAAAAGCACUUUCAUAAGAAACAAAAAUCAGUUGAGUGGUGAUUUUAUGCAAUGGCUUCAAGCCACAGUUCUUCACCAGUGCCUCAAGGAAGCAGCAGUGAUGUUUUCUUUAAAAUAGAGGUAGAUUCGUCAAAACACAUUCGACCUGUACCGUCACUGCCAGAUGUGUGUCCCAAGGAACCCACAGGUGAUUCACAUAGUUUAUAUGUUGCCCCAUCUCUAGUUACAGAUCAACAUAGAUGGACUGUAUAUCAUUCCAAAGUAAAUCUCCCAGCAGCAUUAAAUGAUCCUAGAUUAGCAAAAAGAGAAUCUGACUUCUUCACAAAAACAUGGGGAUUGAACUUUGUGGAUACUGAAGUCAUACCUUCAUUCUACCUCCCACAGAUCAGCAAGGAACAUUUUACAGUAUAUCAACAGGAAAUCUCUCAGAGAGAGAAGAUUCAUGAGAGAUGCAAGAAUAUUUGUCCUCCUAAAGAUACCUUUGAAAGGACUCUUUUACAUACUCAUGAUAAAUCCAGGACAGAUCUGGAGCAAGUACCUAAGAUUUUUAUGAAACCAGAUUUUGCCUUGGAUGAUUCCUUAACUUUUAAUUCAGUUUUACCAUGGUCUCAUUUUAAUACUGCUGGUGGAAAAGGAAAUCGUGAUGCAGCUUCCUCAAAGUUGCUUCAAGAAAAGCUGAGCUAUUAUCUGGAUAUUGUGGAAGUAAACAUUGCUCACCAGAUCUCUCUACGUUCCGAAGCAUUUUUUCAUGCAAUGACCUCUCAACACGAGUUGCAGGACUACCUCAAGAAAACUUCCCAGGCUGUAAAAAUGCUUCGAGAUAAAAUUGCACAGAUUGAUAAAGUAAUGUGUGAAGGAUCACUCCACAUUUUAAGACUGGCACUUACCAGAAAUAAUUGUGUUAAAGUAUACAAUAAGCUGAAGUUAAUGGCCACUGUACACCAGACUCAGCCUACAGUACAGGUGUUACUAUCUACUUCUGAAUUUGUUGGAGCAUUGGACUUAAUAGCAACAACACAAGAGGUUCUACAGCAGGAACUUCAGGGCAUUCACAGUUUCCGGCAUUUGGGAUCACAGCUUUGUGAAUUAGAAAAACUGAUAGAUAAAAUGAUGAUUGCAGAAUUUUCUACUUAUUCUCACACUGACUUAAAUAGACCACUGGAAGAUGACUGUCAAGUUUUAGAAGAGGAAAGACUGGUAUCUCUUGUAUUUGGACUUUUAAAACAAAGAAAACUUAAUUUUUUAGAAAUCUAUGGUGAAAAAAUGAUUAUUACAGCAAAGAAUAUCAUUAAACAGUGUGUUAUUAAUAAAGUUUCACAAACAGAAGAAAUAGACACAGAUGUUGUUGUGAAGCUUGCAGAUCAGAUGAGAAUGUUGAAUUUUCCCCAGUGGUUUGAUCUGCUCAAGGAUAUUUUCUCUAAGUUUACAAUUUUCCUACAGAGAGUUAAGGCAACAUUAAAUAUCAUUCACAGUGUUGUUCUCUCAGUUCUUGACAAAAACCAAAGGACUAGAGAAUUGGAAGAGAUUUCACAACAGAAGAAUGCUGCAAAAGAUAAUUCACUGGACACAGAGGUGGCUUAUUUAAUCCAUGAAGGCAUGUUUAUAAGUGAUGCAUUCGGUGAGGGUGAGCUAACACCUAUAGCAGUUGACACUACCUCUCAAAGAAAUGCAUCUCCAAGUAGUGAGCCCUGCAGCAGUGAUUCUGUAUCCGAACCAGAAUGUACUACUGAUUCUUCAUCCAGCAAAGAGCACACAUCAUCAUCUGCUAUUCCAGGAGGUGUGGAUAUUAUGGUUAGUGAAGACAUGAAAUUAACUGACUCAGAGCUAGGAAAGCUGGCAAAUAAUAUCCAGGAAUUAUUAUAUAGUGCCUCAGAUAUAUGCCAUGAUCGAGCUGUCAAAUUUCUGAUGUCAAGAGCAAAGGAUGGUUUUCUUGAGAAGCUAAAUUCCAUGGAAUUCAUAACACUUUCUAGAUUAAUGGAAACAUUCAUUUUAGACACCGAACAGAUCUGUGGAAGAAAAAGCAUGUCGUUACUUGGAGCACUUCAGAGCCAAGCUAAUAAGUUUGUAAAUAGGUUUCAUGAAGAGAGAAAAACCAAGCUCAGCCUCCUCUUAGACAAUGAGCGCUGGAAGCAAGCAGAUGUUCCUGCAGAAUUUCAGGAUCUUGUUGAUUCUAUAUCAGAUGGGAAGAUUGCUUUACCUGAAAAAAAAUCAGGAACCACAGAAGAAAGGAAACCAGCUGAAGUUCUUAUUGUUGAGGGACAACAGUAUGCAGUUGUUGGAACCGUAUUGCUGUUAAUAAGAAUUAUCCUUGAAUAUUGCCAGUGUGUGGAUAACAUCCCAUCUGUUACUACUGACAUGCUUACUCGUCUGUCAGAUUUAUUGAAGUACUUCAAUUCAAGAAGUUGCCAGUUAGUUCUUGGAGCUGGUGCACUGCAAGUUGUUGGACUAAAAACGAUAACUACAAAAAAUUUGGCUCUUUCUUCACGAUGUUUGCAGUUAAUUGUGCACUACAUUCCUGUGAUCCGGGCUCAUUUUGAAGCUCGACUACCACCUAAGCAAUAUAGCAUGCUUAGGCAUUUUGAUCAUAUCACUAAGGACUACCAUGAUCACAUAGCUGAAAUAUCAGCUAAGCUUGUAGCGAUAAUGGAUAGCUUAUUUGACAAGCUGUUAUCUAAGUAUGAGGUGAAGGCUCCCGUUCCUUCUGCCUGUUUCAGGAAUAUUUGUAAGCAAAUGACAAAAAUGCACGAAGCUAUAUUUGAUCUCCUUCCAGAAGAACAAACACAGAUGUUAUUUUUAAGAAUUAAUGCAAGUUAUAAACUCCACUUGAAAAAGCAGUUAUCUCACUUAAAUGUGAUAAAUGAUGGAGGACCUCAAAAUGGGUUGGUCACAGCGGAUGUAGCUUUUUACACUGGAAAUCUUCAAGCCUUAAAAGGCCUUAAAGAUUUGGACCUAAAUAUGGCCGAAAUUUGGGAGCAGAAGAGGUGAUGUCAUACUGGAAAACUGGGUAGUUCAUCUGACCAUGGGAUGUGUUUGUUAUGAAGAAAAUCUGGAUGCCUGUGAUUCGAGAAUUGAACCUGAAACCCAAAGUGAACUGGGGUGGGGGAAGGGAAAAAGGAAAGUAUCAGUGUUGGGAAACUGGAUUCAGUGGGAUCUACAAGGAAUGUCAUUUUUGUGCAUCCUACAGUGAGGAGUAACUGAUCAGGUGUCUAUAACAUUUUUCAUUCUCUCUGGAAACAGACUCAGGUUUCUUUGGACCAAAUCCAAAAGAACACAUAGCUGUAACACAGCUGUAGUUGACUAGAAUGCUCUGUAUACUUUAUAUUAAAAAAUGCUUUGCAUUUCUUCCAGUGCAAUGAAAUUCAUAUGGUGUCCCACCUUAUUUAAUGAUGGUACAAUUUAAAAUCUUAAAAUCUUAGUCAACCUCUGUAGAAAGUUUUCUCUAUGAAAGUAAAGCUGUUUGAAAAAUUAUUUUUUUACAGAUCUUUCUAUGAAAAAUAAACAUCUUUUGAUUGCUUGGAUUUAGGAAUUCAAUUUUUGUUUCAGUGACCAAUGUCAAGUUGCAGGCUUUGUGUGUUGCAUAUUUAAUAUUUCUACUACCACCGUAUGUCAACUGGGUAAAGCCUUCCAGAGCUGUCUAAAUAUCUGAAAGAAAAGACUUAAGUCUUUUUUUAAGUAAUACUUAAAAAAAAAAAGAUACAUAUUUAUGCAACUACUUUUCAGAAAUGGUAUAUAAAAGGCUACAGUUUAAUAUCUGUAUUUUUAUAAAAGUAUGAAGGGUUUGGGGUGUUUUUAUUUGUAGCAGAGGUAAGAAUAUGUAUUCAUAUAAUCUGCCUACUUUUGAGUUCUCAUUUUAACAUUUACAUAACAUAAUGAAGUAUGGCCCCCUUGGAUCCUUGUUUUUAAGUUACUUUUGAUGUGUAUAUGAACAAAGACCAGGGAGAAACAGAACUUUUAAAAAUAUCGGCUGCUGUGUUGGGGCCAGAAAUAAGGUGACAAGUAAAGACUUUUAUAAUACCUACCUUCAAAAUGAGAAUCAGCAGCACUCUACAGAUGAAAGUGCCUGUGCCUCACCUCACACCAAGAAUCUUGCCUAACCCUGUCAGAGUGCCUAAUAUCCUGUGGUGAUUAUGUACAAUGAAACAGUCUUAUUUUGUGCUCUUUGGUUUCUUAAAAGGAAACCUUGUUUUCUUUCCUUUAUCAUUACAGAGGUAUGUCAUUGGUUCUUAAACUAUCUGUCUAAAAUAAAGC